This is a messenger RNA of Hypomesus transpacificus, 2947 nucleotides long. Its product is annotated as retinol-binding protein 3-like. Gene Ontology annotation, molecular function: serine-type peptidase activity. Lineage: Eukaryota; Metazoa; Chordata; Actinopteri; Osmeriformes; Osmeridae. The record is from RefSeq and is a predicted model, not a curated record. Gene Ontology annotation, biological process: proteolysis. The transcript has a single exon. The coding region runs from base 1 to 2778 and encodes 925 amino acids.
AUGAUGGCGGGAGUUCCACUCACACCAACGAUUCUUUUGGUGGUUAUUUGUCACAUUCUAGGUGCCAAUUCUUCAUUCCAGCCUGCCCUGGUUCUGGAUAUGGCUGAGAUUCUUCUAGAAAACUACUGCUUCCCUGAGAACCUGAUGGGGAUGCAAGAGGCCAUCCAGCAAGCUAUUAAAAGCGGAGAGAUCCUGCAGAUCUCUGACAGGAAGACCCUGGCCGCCGUCCUGACGGUCGGGGUGCAGGGGGCGCUCAAUGACCCCCGCCUCGCCGUGUCCUAUGAACCCAACUUUGUCCCGGUGAUGCCGCCGGUGCUGCCAUCCCUCCCCAUGGAGCAGCUGGUGAGGCUGGUGAGGAAUUCUGUGAAACUGGAGCUGCUGGAAAACAAUGUGGGUUACCUGAGGAUUGACCGGAUCAUCGGGGAAGAGACGGCAGCCAAGCUCGGCCCAUUGCUGAGGGACAACAUCUGGAACAAAGUGGCACAUGCCUCCUCCCUGAUCUUUGACCUCCGCUUCAGCACGGCUGGAGAACAGUCUGGAGUUCCCUUCAUCAUCUCCUUCUUCUCUGACCCAGGGCCCCCCGUCCACAUAGAUACCAUAUUUGACAGACCCUCCAACACCACCAAGGAGCUGUGGACCAUGCCAUCCAUCUUGGGAGAAAGGUUCGGCAAAAAAAAGGACCUGAUCAUUUUGACCAGCAAGCGAACCAUGGGGGCGUCUGAAGCAGUGGCCUACACUCUAAAGCACAUGAAGAGGGCAAUCAUUGUGGGGGAGCGGUCGGCUGGAGGCUCGGUAAAAGUGCAGAAGAUCAGGAUUGGAGAUUCAGGGUUCUACAUCACAGUUCCUGUUGCCAGGUCAGUCAACCCAAUCACUGGGCAGAGCUGGGAGGUGAGUGGCGUGUCACCGUCAGUUAAUGUAAUCGCUAAAGAAGCCGUGGCAAACGCAAUAUCCCUAUUGGCUGUCAGGAGUACCAUUCCGAAGGCAGUCCAGACCAUAUCUGAUAUUAUCGGAAGGUUCUACUCCUUCACAGACAGGGUUCCAACUCUCCUCCACCAUCUCGCCUCCUCUGACUUCUUCUCCGUUGUCUCAGAGGAAGACCUGGCAGCCAAACUCAACCACGAGCUGCAGUCCGUUUGUGAGGACCCUCGGCUGAUCAUCAAGCUGUCCCAGGACCAUCCAGUCAUCAUUGAGGAGGACUUGGAACCCGAGAAGGUUCCAGAUGACCCGGAGUUCCUGAAGAACCUGGUGGAUACUGUUUUCAAAGUACAGAUUCUACCCGGUAACACUGGUUACCUGAGUUUUGAUAAGUUCGGCGAGGUGUCUGUAAUGGAUAAACUUGCUGAAGAAAUUGCCAAAAAGGUAUAUGAGCCCCUGAAAGACACUGAGAACCUGAUAAUAGACCUGCGCUACAACACAGGAGGGCCUUCAGCUUCACUCCCCAUCCUUCUUUCCUUCCUCCAAGACGAAUCACAAAAACGCCACUUCUUCACCAUUUACGACAGGAUACAGAACGUCACCACAGAGUACAACACCUUGGCUGGUUUUACAGGCCCAGUCUAUGGUUCCGAGCGAGGGGUGUACAUUCUGACCAGCUACUACACCGCCAGUGCUGGGGAGGAGUUUGCCUACCUGAUGCAGUCUCUUCACCGUGGCACCGUUAUCGGAGAGAUCACCUCAGGGACUCUGAUGCACUCCAAGUCGUUCCAGGUAGAAGACACAGACAUUGUCAUAACUGUCCCUUUUGUGAACUUCAUAGACAACAGUGGAGAGUGCUGGCUGGGGGGAGGGGUUGUGCCUGAUGCCAUAGUGUUGGCUGAGGAUGCUGUGGAAAAUGCUCAUGAGAUCAUAGAGUUCCACAAAGGGGUCAGAACCCUGGUAGAGGAAACUGGCCAGCUGCUGGAGAUUCACUACGCAAUCCCAGAGGUCGCUCUUAAGGUCAGUAAGGUUCUGUUGGCCAAGUGGGCUGAGGGGUCAUACAGAGCGGUGGUGGAUUACGAAUCUCUCGCCUCGCAACUGACCUCUGACCUCCAGGAGACGUCAGGUGACCACCGCCUCCACAUUUUCUACUGCGACAUUGAGCCAGAGUCGCUCCACGAGGUGCCCAAAAUCCCCACGGUCGAGGAGGUGGGCUACAUCAUCGACGCACUGUUCAAGAGCGAGGUGUUGCCGGGGAAUGUGGGAUACUUACGGUUUGACAUGAUGGUAGACAUGGAGGUUGUCAAAGCCAUUGGCCCCCAGCUCAUAAAACUGAUCUGGAGCAAACUGGUGAACACUGAUACAUUGAUAAUCGACAUGAGGUACAAUACAGGCGGGUACCCCACUGCCAUCCCACUGCUGUGCACCUACUUCUUUGACGCUGCACCUCUCAGGCACCUCUACACUGUCUUUGACCGCUCAACCACCACCAUGACUGAGAUCAUGACCCUGCCAGAGGUCAUGGGUCAACGGUAUGGCUCUUCCAAAGACAUCUACAUCCUGACUAGUCACAUGACUGGCUCGGCCGCUGAGGCCUUCACCAGGACCAUGAAGGACCUUGACAGGGCCACGGUGAUCGGAGAGCCCACCGUCGGGGGGUCACUCUCCAGUGGGACGUACCGGAUCGCGGACAGUAUCCUGUACGCUUCGGUCCCUAACCAGCUGGUCCUGAGUGCCGUCACAGGGAAGGUGUGGAGUGUGUCUGGAGUGGAGCCUCAUGUGGUGGCCCAAGCCCCUGAUGCCCUGGCUGUGGCCCAGAGGAUCAUCACGGCCAGGCUGGUGAAGAGAGAACAGGGGACAUAGAUACUGUUUGUGGGUUUGUCUUUGGACUGUUUGUUUCAUGUGUAGUCGGUCAUUUAGAUGGUAAUCAAUGUUUGUUUUCCGAUGGAGACUCAAUUACGAUUUUUAUAUUUCCCUGAAAAUAAAUGCUUUAAAUGUAAUGCUAAAAUCCAACUGACUACAUAACACAAUU